This is a messenger RNA of Sycon ciliatum, 2609 nucleotides long. Its product is annotated as acyl-CoA-binding domain-containing protein 5-like. The coding region runs from base 177 to 1532 and encodes 451 amino acids. Gene Ontology annotation, cellular component: cytoplasm. Lineage: Eukaryota; Metazoa; Porifera; Calcarea; Leucosolenida; Sycettidae. The record is from RefSeq and is a predicted model, not a curated record. Gene Ontology annotation, molecular function: fatty-acyl-CoA binding. The transcript has 10 exons. Gene Ontology annotation, biological process: fatty acid metabolic process.
AUUGACACAUCUGACUGCUGAGAAGUGAAAAUGCCAGAAUCCGAUUUUGCGUAACUGCCAGUGACAAUGUCAUGGAAGCCCAUGCAAUUAUCUAGGUAUCAGGAUCAGGAUAUAGUCUGUAACAACAGUCCACGGCGAUAGUAAAUAAUUGGGCUUGCAUCCGCACCCGCAUCAAGAUGGCGAGGGAAGUUACAGGGGAUGCCCUGCUGAUAAGCAAAUUCGAUGCUGCCGUGGAUACGAUCAAGAACCUGCCCAAACAGGGCUCGUUUCAACCUUCUAAUGCCAUGAAAUUGAAGUUCUAUUCUCUGUACAAGCAAGCAACCUCCGGCCCUGUCUCGUCUGCUCGUCCCGGCAUGUUCGAUCCCAUCGGCCGUGCAAAAUGGGAUGCCUGGAAGGGAUUAGGUGAAAUGACUGCAGAGCAAGCAAUGCAAGCAUAUGUUGAUGAGAUAGUUUCGGCCGCUGAGAAUAUGUCUGACUCGCCAGAAAAGGAGAAGUUCAUGUCAAUCAUGCAUGCGAAACCCAAGCAGCAGGAACCCGAGGUUGUAAUACCUGACCAGGAGUCCGCCGACGACACUGUAUCCACUAGUGCCAGUGCAACACCCAGUGCAUCUGUGGAUUCACAGCUCGAUGCCGCGGCAGACGCGGCUCGAGAAGCACCACCAUCGCCCGCGGGUGUUGGCGGUCCGCUAUCUAAUCCUGCAACCAUUGCUGCUACAUCGCAUGGCAGCAACUCUCAACAGCUGAGAUCAGGACAAACGACUCCAUCGCCGAUUGCUUCUGACAUGGACAAUGAUGACAACGACGACGACGAUGACGAUGAUGAUGAUGAGUUCUGUGACACUAUGGAAUCGUUCAAUACUGAUGAUCUGGCUGGAGGGUUACCACAAACACUAGGAAACGCAGAACCAUCCAGUAACGUUGUUGAUGGCGUCACUGAAAGUUCACCGUACGCUGAGCAUGCAUUGCGUGCUGCUGAUUCGACUGGUGCCACCACAACAUGUCGCUCUACUGACAGUGGUCUGGGCCAGGCAUCCUCUCCUAUGUACGCUCCGUCACCAACACCACAGACAGCAGCCGGUGGCAGCGGUGGUGCUGGUGGCUGUAACUUUGCAGGCACAGUCCCUAGCUCGUAUUCCAAUGCCCCUGCAACCGUGGGCUACAUCAGCUCUCAGCAAUCGACCAUGCCCGAUGGCCAGGCUCUGUAUGCGCCCAGUGCAUCUGCGUCGGCAGCCCAGGUGAAGGCUAGCAGCAUGUCUGGACCGGAGUAUCACUCGUCGUCCUUGGAGCACAGUGUGCAAACCCUGUGCAAUGAUGUCUCUUCCAUCAAUGCGCGGCUGGGUGAUAUUGAAGCCGGUAUGCAGGGUCUAAAACAGGGUCGGCCGGACGUGACCACAGUUCGUGAGCCACGUUCAUCGUGGUGGCCGUUCCAAGGCUGGAGCUCGAGCUCGGUUGCGUCACUUCUCUUGUGGCCGUUCCUGGCUAAUUACAUCAUGCGUGUGUUCCUCGGAAGAGGGCAGCGCAGACCGAAUUGAGCUUGUGCUGCGCAAGGUCACAUUAUAAUUUAUGAUCCCUGACUGGCAUUCACAUUGACUGGCACAGUGGCAGCACACCGCGUACCGUGUGUUCCGACGCGUAUAGUCAUGACCAUGCCGCUGCGCUGUGUUUGCUUCCUACGCCCCAGCCUCGUCUGUUUUCACUGAUUGGCAGUCGCAUUCUACCGGUACAUGCACCGGGUAUGCAGUAACACGGAGAAAAUGUGCCUGACCAAUGGCCUUCUCUUUCUGCACUAGCUGCAUACCACUACUAGCCAGGCAUUUACUAGUCUCCCAGAUUUCGGUUUUUAUACUGUUUAUGCAGUAUGACCCGGCAAAGCCUCGCUCUUUUCAUGGUCUUCUAUUUCCGCUCGUGGACUCUGCUUCACAUGUCCGCCUGAAAUCUCUUGUUCAAGAUGCCAACUGCAGAGCCUCUUGCUCUUACUUAGGACUUGUUAUUCGGAGUAGUCGUCUAAUUUCUCGCUUGAUAUCGUUUUGUAUCAUAGCAUUGCUUAAACUUCUAGUUGCUAGUAGUAUCGCUGCAUUUCUAUUAUUUUCGUAUACCGUAUUAUCUCUAAUAUAAGCACGGUCCUUUAUUUUUUCAAUGUACCUCCGCCCCGUGCUAUUAAUGGAGAUGUUCCUUUAUUGGAGACUGUUCCGUUAUUAUUUGAACCUCAUUUCAGAGGCAUGUUGCCAUGCCAAAUUCAUGUCAGACACACACAUUUCAGGUUUUUUUUGCCGGUACUGCAUUUUAGAGAUAAUACGAUACAUGCAUUUUACCAGGUACCGAUAGACAGUGUGCUUAUAAUGGAGACUGAGCACUUUAUUUUUUGAAUGCCGCCCCAAGGUGUUCUAUUAUUGGAGACGUGCUAUUAUUGGAGACUGUGCUUAUAUUAGAGAUAAUACGGUAUACUAGUACUGGAUCCUAUUCAUUGCUGUGCUAUGUUAUUUAUUAUCUGCCGACACCCAGUAUCCUCACGAGUGUGGAAUGUGCUGUGGUCUACCAUAUAUGCUGCUGUGAAAUUAUAUCUAUUGUCUUUGUGAGCGUAUCACGCCUUUUUUUCAAUGGCAAUCACA